AUGGAGAAGACUAAUUCGACAAUCUCUGAUGCUCACGAUGAGAUCGCCAUUGUGAAGGCCCCGAUAUCGCGGCCAUUCGCCGAACCAGAGCCCCACGAGAAGGCAGAUGACGAGGCAAGUCUACCCUAUUUCCUACUUCCUACCGCCCAGUACGCAGGCCACGAAGCCAUCUACAUCGACGAGAAUACCAAUCGCCAACUGUUCUGGAAAAUCAACAAGCGGAUCUUGGCAUGUAUGCUGGGCACCUACUUCUGCCAGGCUCUUGACAAGGGAACUUUGUCAUUCUCCUCUAUCAUGGGCAUCCAGGAGGACACCAAUCUCGUCGGACAGCAGUACAGCUGGCUUGGCACCAUUCUCUACAUGGGCGUCCUUGUGGGCGAAUAUCCUACCAAUUUUCUGCUCCAGAAGCUUCCAGUCGCCAAAUACCUCUCAGCCAAUGUAUUCUGCUGGGGCAUCGUCAUCGCCUGCUCCGCCGCCUGCAGAAAUUUUGGAUCCUUAAUGGCCGUUCGAUUUCUGUUGGGAGUCUUUGAAAGUUGUGUGCAGCCUUCGUUCAUCAUCAUGACUUCCAUGUGGUAUACCAAGAAGGAACAGAUGCUCCUGACGUCUCUUUGGUAUUGUAUGAUGGGAGUGCAGCUGAUGGUUGGUGGUAUUAUCGCCUGGGGUGUAUCGCACUACGUCGGCCACGAGAUAUUGCCCUGGCAGCUACUCUUCCUCGUGCUCGGCUGCCUCACCUGCGCCUGGGGCCUCUUCAUCGGAUGGUGGCUUCCGGACACGCCGAUGAAGGCCAAAUGCUUUAACGAGGAUGAGAAGCGCCUUAUGGUCGAGCGCGUCCGCGCCAAUGAGACGGGUAUUCAGAAUAAGGUCUAUAAGCGCUACCAGGCAAUCGAGGCCAUCACGGACCCGAUCGUGUGGCUCUACGUGACCCUCCAACUUACCUCGACGCUGGUCAUAGGCGGACUCGGUGUCUUUUCCAACCUUAUUAUCGCCUCAUUCGGCUUUACGUACUUGGAGACGCAGCUGCUGAAUAUUGCCCAGGGUGCUGUGACUAUUAUUGUCAUGGUCGGGUCGGCUGCUUUGUGUACGUGGACUAACCAGACCGCCUGGGUUAUGCAUGUAUGGACCAUACCUCCAAUCAUCGGAACUGCUAUAAUUUACCACAUCGAGCCCACAGCGUCCACACGCGUCGGCCUCCUCAUUGCCUUUUAUUGCAUGCAGUUCUACCUGGCUGAAGGUAACAUGAUCUUCUCUCUCAUCUCCCGCAACAUCGCCGGGCAGACAAAGAAGUCUACCACCCUCGCCAUGACCUUCAUCGCGUGGGCCGCUGGCAAUAUGACUGCGCCACAGAUUUUCCAAAGUGGCGAUGCUCCUCGCUACCACAAAGGCUUCACUGCCCACUUCUGCCUCUACGUGCUCUUCAACAUCACCCUUGCCACCACCCGCAUCAUUCUAACGAGACGUAACCACAAGAAGAGGAGUAUGGCCUCGGCAUCUUCAGAGGCUGCGCCUGUCGAUGGCGCUGCUACCAACGUGGCGGAAUCAGAGAAGAUCGGGCACUCAAACGCGUUCAAGGAUCUCACGGACACAGAGAAUCCAGACUUCAGAUAUGAUUUUUGA
This is a messenger RNA of Diaporthe amygdali, 1614 nucleotides long. RefSeq names its product llantoate permease. Bases 1 to 1614 code for a protein of 537 amino acids. The transcript has 7 exons. The record is from RefSeq and is a predicted model, not a curated record. Gene Ontology annotation, molecular function: transmembrane transporter activity. Gene Ontology annotation, cellular component: membrane. NCBI's taxonomy places the organism in Eukaryota, Fungi, Ascomycota, Sordariomycetes, Diaporthales, Diaporthaceae. Gene Ontology annotation, biological process: transmembrane transport.